AUGACUAAUUUCUCCACACUGACUGUGAUCUUUACUGCGUACGGCCCACCUGGUCCGUCCAAUCAGGCGUUUUUCUUCUUCCUCUUUGUGGUCUAUGUGUCCAUAUUGUGUGUUAACCUGUUUCUGGUGUUGGUUAUUUGGGUGGAGGAGAGCCUGCACAGACCCAUGUACAUCCUACUGGUCAGCUUGGCCAUCAAUGAGGUGAUAGGCAGCUCCUCUGUCUGCCCAAAAAUCAUGGAGUUCCUUCUGGUGGACAAGCGGGAGAGCUCUCUGGGAGGCUGUUUGACACAGGUGUUUUUCAGCAACUUCUAUGGCUCUGGUGUGUAUGCUGUCUUAGCCCUGAUGGCCUAUGACAGGUAUGUUUCUAUCUGUAAGCCCCUGCAGUACCACUCCAUCAUGACACCCAGCAGGCUCAGGCUGCUGCUGGCGGCGGCCUAUUUGGUUCCUUGCAGCUGCAUCGGGUUGCAGAUUUAUCUGAGCUCACAGAUUCAGCUGUGCAGCAACACCAUCGAUAAGUUUCUGUGCGACCACCAGAGCGUUCUCAGCCUCUCUUGUCACAGUAAGAGUUGGCUGCACACCUACAGCCUGGUUUUGAUUGUCUGUCUGAUCUUCGUGCCUUUCUUCCUGGUCAUUCUGUCCUACAUCCACAUUCUGACGGUCAGCCUCAGAAUGCCAAAGGAGUCUCAGAAGAGAGCGCUGCGCACCUGCACGCCUCACCUGAUCACCUUCAUCAAUUUCUCCACUGUGUCCUCCCUCGUUGUGAUUUAUAACCGCAUAAAUCUGAAUCUGACAUACUCGGUCAACUUGUUUAUAUGUAUAAGUUUUAUUUUCAUCCCCCCUUUAGUGCACCCGGUGAUUUAUGGCAUUAAAACCAAACAAAUACGCAAAAGUGUGCAGAAAAUAAUCAGGCAGAGGAAGCUUCCCUCGUGA
Molecule: messenger RNA, 930 nt
Organism: Myripristis murdjan (pinecone soldierfish)
Lineage: Eukaryota; Metazoa; Chordata; Actinopteri; Holocentriformes; Holocentridae
Product: olfactory receptor 6B2-like
Exons: 1
Coding region: 1-930 (309 amino acids)
Biological process (GO): detection of chemical stimulus involved in sensory perception of smell; G protein-coupled receptor signaling pathway
Cellular component (GO): membrane
Molecular function (GO): G protein-coupled receptor activity; odorant binding; olfactory receptor activity
Source: RefSeq, a predicted model, not a curated record